AUGGUCCGGGCCUUCGUGCUCCUGGCCCCGGGCGGGCCCGCCGGCCAUGCCCCCUGCCGGGUGCUGUACGCGCGCACCUUCGGGACCCUUCCCGGGACCGCCUCCGGGGGCCCUCGGCAGCGCCUCCGCCGGAAGGAGCAGCUGCUGGUCGUGGCCAGGCAAGUGGUCUCCCAGUGUCAACUGCUUCAGUCAUCCUUGGGCCGCCUACCCUCCCCACAACUUCCUCAGCUACCCGAUGAGCCAAUGUCACUCCAAGAUGCUCCAGGGGGUCUUUUCCAGAUGCCCCCUGGAGACCCAUUCCCUGAGCGAGUGACAGUAGUCUGGUUAUCAGUGCUGGCCCUUGCCUUCGCCUUGGUUUGUGAACCCCAAGAGAAUCUAUCCUUGGCUGAGAUCACCCUGCGGCGGCUGGCUCCCCGCCUGCUCUUCUCCCUUCGUCUUCUUGGACCCGGCGCUGAUGUCCUGCUCCGUCCUGACGCUGCUGAUGGCCUCCUGGACCGUCUCCUACCCCAUGGACAGAUGCUUUUUCUUAAUGAAUGUUUCCUCCAGGCAAUGGACCGAGAUAUGGGUAUCAAAGCAUGCCGCUGAGCUAGAGAUGACAUUCCUGCCUACCAUCCAGAUAUUUUUGUGGGAUGACAGACAAGAGAGGGAUAAGAGAUGAUCACCAAGCCCCAGUGGGAUGGAUGAGAAAUACAGUUCAGGAAUAAAGAGCAACAAGCCAGCUAAGAGCAGGGUUUUAAUCCAUUUAUCCCCCAACACCAUCAUGGGAGAGCUAAUAACUAUCCUCAUAAAUCCACCUGGAGCUGGGACAGUGCCAACUUCCCACACUGUUUUCCCACACUGUUUUCCUACACUGCAUUCCUGCACCAUUCUGUGUGCACAUGACAGCGAGUGGAGGCUGCAUGUGGCCAUGAAUGGAUGCUAAAAGAGGGACCCUGGGUUGUGGUUACCCCAGCUGGGCACUGUGGGGCAGGCAGGGGGUCUCUGGCAGGGGAGACAUGGCUCUGGGAUGGGACCUUGUCAGGGUAGAUGGGGCAACCAGGGAUGUACAUCUAGCCAUGGAGCAUUGGAGUCUCUGCGUGGGGGAUUAAAUAAACAGGCAGUGGGGCAGGAUGUAGCCAUGUGCCUGGCACAGCAGGGUGGUUGUCCCUAGAUGGUGCUGCCUGGGGCCAGAGGACCACCCUGGGAGGUGGCAGGAACUGGCACCCACUUACCCAGCUCUGCAAGGUGUAGUGGGGAGCAGCAUCCUACUGUAGCAUUUUCUGGGUUCUGGGAAAUCCAGGGGGGCUGGAACUGGCGUGCAUAGCUCUUCACCAGUGUGUUGAGAACAGGCUGUGCAGAGGGGCUGUCACGGGGCCAGAUCCCAAAGUGCUUUCCCUUGUAACUGCACCAGUGAAGCUGAAGCUCCUGAGGAGCGGCACUGGGCAUUGGGCUUCAGCCAUGAUGGGUCUCUGACUGUGCUGGGGGAUUUCACUGUGCUCUGGAGGUGUGGGAGCAUUGGAGGCCACUGUGGCAUCCCAAGCUUUCAGGGAAGGGAGCACCAUCUUCACCUUCCCAUGUGAAUAGCAGCUGUCACAUAAUGCACCCACAAGUGGCUUGAAUACAACCAAGAGCCGAAGAGAGAUUAUCCUGGAGUGUUUCAAUGGUGUUAGCAAUUUAUUGUUAAUGAGAAUCAACGUGAAUCCAAAUGUUUGGGCCAUUACUGUGUAUGCACUGAUAGGGUUCCAGUGGCUGGAUUUGAAUAUCACCUGGUUUAUGGCCAAAAUUCCCUUGAAAAUCAGCCACCUGAAUUGGAUCAAACAGGAUAAUUAUUUGUGUGCAGCGAUUUCCCUCUCCACCCUGAGGUCUAGUAGAUUCAGGGGGAGUUGAAGGAGAUAAAGAAUCAUCUUUUCCUAAUUCUCUGUCAUGGGGAUCGCCCUGUAUGUUUCCAUCCCAUGUAAGUCUGCUAGACUUUUCCUGGAACUUUGAUAUCUUGGUCACCAUAUAUGGCACCGUUUUGGUAGCAGUUUGGUGAUCCUAUUAAUCACCUGCAUUUCAAUUUUAAGUAAAGGUCAUAAUGUUAUUUCCUCAUCAUCAGGUGAAAAUGUUACGUGUAUUUUUUUGUCAGAGUAACAGACCUGUUUACUGUCUUCCAGCUCCCUGAUUGGAUACAGAAAGUCAGAGUUGUAUUGUAUUUCUGCAAAUUGUCCAGAUG
This is a messenger RNA of Cinclus cinclus, 2191 nucleotides long. RefSeq names its product adaptor related protein complex 5 subunit sigma 1 (gene AP5S1). Bases 1 to 585 code for a protein of 194 amino acids. The record is from RefSeq and is a predicted model, not a curated record. The transcript is spliced from 2 exons. Gene Ontology annotation, cellular component: cytosol; AP-type membrane coat adaptor complex; lysosome. Gene Ontology annotation, biological process: endosomal transport; double-strand break repair via homologous recombination. Lineage: Eukaryota; Metazoa; Chordata; Aves; Passeriformes; Cinclidae.